Molecule: messenger RNA, 3048 nt
Organism: Frankliniella occidentalis (western flower thrips)
Lineage: Eukaryota; Metazoa; Arthropoda; Insecta; Thysanoptera; Thripidae
Product: nose resistant to fluoxetine protein 6-like
Exons: 11
Coding region: 1-2283 (760 amino acids)
Molecular function (GO): acyltransferase activity, transferring groups other than amino-acyl groups
Source: RefSeq, a predicted model, not a curated record
AUGGCGGCCGCCACCUGCGUUCUCGACCCGUCCUGCAGCGCCGAGGACGUCGUCGAGGACAUGGUGACGGACUCGGCCGCCCGCGAGGACGUGGACCCGUGCGCCGAGCCGCACGCCUCGGUGGACCCGGGGUCCUGCCAGCGGGCGCGCUUCCUCGCCCAGCUCGAUCGAGUACAGCACGGCGUGUUCGAGAAGAAUCCUACUGACAUUCACCUUGACGCUUCCCUAUCCUAUGGGCGAACUCAACACCCGCACCAGCAGCGGCCUGUUGGCGUUGGCGGUGACGUCAGCCCUCCUCUUCCUCCUCACACCUUGUUUCUCACCCACCGCGCCUCUACCCGUGUUGCAGUGCACGACGCCUCCGCCAAGCUGCCCUCCGGCAUCCUCAACGGCAACGUGAACCAGUUCGGCGACUUCCACCAGUGCAUGUCGUCGGGCAGCCCCGACGGUGAGGUGCAGGGCCAGCACUGCGUCGCCUACCUGCAGCUGCUGCUGCGCCAAGAGUACCCCAGCAGCGCGCUCCAGCCGCACCCCGUGCUGGCCGCCAUCUACGACGGCGUCUACUCGCACCACGCCUUCCGCAGCAACUUCGAGGACCCCGGACACCGCGUGCCCCGCUUCUCCACCAUCAACUGGGGCGUGUGCGUGCCGGCCGCGUGCUCCGCCCAGGACGUGGCGCUGCAGGUGGAGGCCUGGAGCCGCGCCGUGACGGAGGGCACGGGCAUUGCGCUGAGGGUGCGCGUCGACCAGGACAUGUGCCAGGUGUACCGGCCCUGGACCAGCAUGCCCACCUCCUCCAUCCUCGCCACGGCCUUCUUCAUCGGCGUGCUGCUGCUGGCGGGCGUGGCCACCUGCUACGACAACCACCUGCAGAAGGCGGCGGCCGCGGCCGAGGCAGAGGGGAAGACCGACGCCAAGGUUUCGGACAGGGGACUCGCCGCGGACCUGUUCCUGGCCUUCUCGCUGCGCAAGAACACGACUGCCCUGCUGUCCACCAGGAGGUCCAGCGACGACAUAGAGAGCGUCCACGGCAUCCGCUUCUUCAACGCCAUGAUGCUGGUCCUGUGCCACAAGUCGAUGUCUGUCUUCUACAACGGCUACAGCAACCGGACGGAGAUGAGCGAGGGCAUUGGGCAGCAAUGGACUGUCGUCGCGCGCGCCGCCAGCCUGUACACUGACCCCUUCAUCAUGCUCAGCGGGCUCCUAACAUCAUACGCUUAUGUGAAAAAGCUGGAGAGGGGACAGAAAAUUCAUGUUGUAGAAGAGCUAAGAAACCGGCUUAUAAGAUUGGUUCCCUCACUGGCUGCCCUCAUCUUGUUCUGUUCAUUCGUACUUCCCUGGUUGGGCUCUGGGCCAAUGUGGAACCUUGUCAUCAAAACUCACUCAGACAUUUGCAAGCAGCAUUGGUGGAGGAAUUUACUAUUCAUCCACAACUGGUUUGGUUUUGAAAAUAUGUGCCUCACUCACACUCAUCAUGUUGGAAUAGAUACGCAAUUAUUUUUAGUCUCUCCCAUAUUUGUUUGGCUUCUCUGGUCCAGACCUAAGCAGGGUCUUGUUAUUCUGGGAGCAGUGUCUGCAAUUUCUACCGCACUGAGAUUUUACUUUACUUACCACCAUCAACUAAGCUUCUUUGUGUACUUCGGCUCAUCAGUUUCACAAAUGUUCAGGACAGCUGAUCUAUCCUACAUAAUGCCAACACAUCGCCUCACUGUUUAUCUAAUGGGUGUAGUGCUUGGAUAUGCUCUUCGUCAUUGUGGUCGUGACUUCAAAUUGAAACAGUCACACUUAACUCUGGGAUGGACCUUAGCAGCCAUAUGUUUGUACCUAUCAGUGGUGACACCCUCUUUCAUGGGGAAAGUAGGCUACAGAUAUGAAGCCAUUCACGCAGCAAAUUAUGCUGCAUUUGCUCCAAUCACUUGGUGUUUCCUAUUUGGCUGGAUUAUUUUUGUAUCCUACAUAGGCAAGGGAGGAGCUAUUGGACGCUUCUUCUCAUGGCAUGGAUUUCUUGUUUGCACAAGACUGUCCUAUGCCCUUUACCUCACCCAAUUCCCUGUUUUCUUCUAUAAUGUUGGACUCACAAAUGCUCCUAUCCAAUACAGCGUGUUCAUCAUGUUCAAUGUAAAAGAGACCAUCGCAAUCUUCAUCGUAUCUGCUCUCCUCACCAUACUUUUUGAGAUGCCAGCACAAAACAUUAAAAACGCUAUAAGUAGAUACAGGAAAGCUUUACCUGCUGGCAAGACAGUAGGGAGCAUCCAGGAACCUCAGAAGUUAAAAGUACAGUAAUUGUGGUCAAAGUGAUUGCUUUAAACCCAACAAAAAUAAGUCAUAUUUAUUGAACAAAACUAGCAAUUGAACUAUACUUGGUCAAUAUGAGCCACAAUAGGAGAAUUCAAAAACGGCUUCCGUACACAGGGUACUACAAAAACAAUCUUAGUAAAUCCUUAGCAACGAAAUGAGUGCUUAAGCUAGAGGGGGUUUAAGGCAAAAUGGUUAGCAUGGUGAGAAUUUAUGAAUAAUUCGAGUGUCAUUUAGAAUUGUCCUUUAUCAGUUAAAUAUCAAUUUCAGCUGAAGGCCAUUCAGCAGUAAGUAUUUAUUAUUUUACCUACAAUGUAUGCAAUUUAGAUAAUAAGUUUGUUUUACCCCAGUGUAGAAACAGUUGUAAAUAAUUGUGAUAUAUCAAAUAAUUUUAGUCUAAGUUGGGCCAUGCUUGAAAUGUAAAGCAAGCAAAGAGCGCUGCUCCUUUUAACACUGUAUACCUAAGCCAGACUUUAGAUGCCACUUAACGUGACCGGGCGCUAGAAAACUGCAACUGCUGUAUGCAGCCAGCCGAGAGGCAUUCAUACGCUGGUCCAAGUGGAUACCCUACAAACAAUGGUGUUUCUGAUGCCCAUUUCCAGUUGAGGAAUUUCCAAGCACAAGAGGUUUCAGUUCAAAUGUAUGAGCAUGGUUGCACUCAAGUGCAGAAGGCUGUGAUAUUGUUUAUAAAAUACUGCAAAUGCAUGUAUAGAUGUAAUCUCCGAAACUAAAUAAAAUUGUUAUAGAAAUGUA